AUGGCGGCGCGUCCUUGUCCUCAGCUCCCGGCCAGCCGCAGGUCCGAGCCGGCGUACCGAGAACAAAGACGACAAAAAGUUGAAGAAUAUCUAUCAAGAAAAAAGACCUUUUCUACCGUUCCCAUUCAAGAAAACCAGGCAUCGGUCAGUAGUAGAACUAGAAGAGCAACUAGCAAUAAACUGCAAGACAAAAUACAGCUCUCAAUAUCUCCAAUGCCAGAAAUGGAGAAUAAAGAGAAUGCUAAUAAACUGUUAUGGGACCAAUCAAAUGGAACCUCAGAGAAAAAUGUUAUUUUAAACUCUUCCACAAUCACACUAACAAAUUCCAUAUCAGGGACAAAUUAUAAUCCUGAAGAUCAUGCUUCCAAGGAUGAAGUUACUGAAAUAAAAUCUCAGCAUGUGUCACUCAGCAAGUCCUUCUUGCAAAUAAAAAGCAUAAAAGAGAAGCAACUGAUGGCAGAAAAACAAAAGUCAACUAUCGGCCUACCAAAGAAACCAGUGCUUGGUACAUAUCGUGGCAGAGUUAUUCAAUCCAAGAUAAACUCCUUCCGAAAAGCACUAAAAAGUGAGGGUGAGAAGAGUUCUUUGCCAGACAAGAAGCUUCGCCCUUCUGCCACCAAACCAGCAGCAAGUUCUUUGUCCACCAGCAGCUGUAGUGUAGUUCUGAAGACCACCAAAGUCACAAACUACCCUAAUUCUGUAAACCCAAAUGGUGCCCUCCAAUUCCAGAGCAAAUCAUCUGACAAAGCUGCUAUUAACUCACAGUCCAGUCUGAAGAAACAGCAACCAACAUCUGCUGUAGCACCAAAGAAAGUAACAGUCCAAAAAAUGACUGGUAGAAGGGGACCACAGCCACCAAAAGCUGAUUCUAACAGUUCUGACUGCAGAGUGCUAGGAGUGAAGAAAAGUGCAGAUUUUUGUGACGAUGCAAGACCUGAAGUUCCAGCAAAACAAAUUUCUGUUGUUCCUGAUACAAAGUUGGGAUGGAAUUCUAAAACUAAUGGCAACAGAAAAUCUGUUCUGCCAAAAGAGUCAGCAGAAGUGAGAAGGGCUCGCCUGGAUGAAUGGAGGGCAUCUAGAGGAAGAGUGAUGAGGAGACCUCCUAUAUCUGUGCUUCUGAGACCCCAGUCUAAAAGUGAAGAUCAACAACUCUCUUCUGGUGAUUCUUUAGAGCAUGUAUUACAUAGUGAAAAAGUCAACAAGACUCUUGCAGAAUGUCUGCAGUUAACCGAACAGGGAUGUCAAGGCGAUGAAGUACGUGCCAUGUUGGAAGAUCUGACACACAGCAUUCCUGGGGCUAAAAAGCUUGCAAAAUAUUGGAUCUGUUGUAUGCGUCUUGAACAGAUGGGCCCUCUUGAGAAGCUUAUUGCUGUCUAUGAGGAGGCCAUUUUGGCAGGAGCAAUGCCUAAAGAUGAACUACGACACACGCUAAUAGAUACUAUGAAAAAUACUGAAAGCCUUUUUAAGUCUGAGGAUGGGGAAACUGUGAUAGAAGGUCAUUUAAGUGAGGUAGCGGAAGUCAGCAAGGAACCAAAUUCCUCUGUAGAGCAGGUUCAGGAGGCCUUCAAGGAUCUUGGCUCUGAUGAUGACAACCAAAAAGCAGAUAGUGAUGACAAGAAGGUGGAGACUAGCAGCGAAGUGAUCAAAAAAGAAGAAAUGGAUUUAGACUUGAAACCGAGACAAGAGAUCUUGCCAAAAAAGAAUAAAAAGCACAAGACUAAAGAACGUGCAAAAAAGAAAGGAAAAUGUGAAACAGAAGAGCAGAAUCAGGAUGGGGUAGAAGAUAUAGCCAUAUCCUUCUCUCCUGAGAAGGAGAAUGACACAUCUUAUUUAAUGAGAUAUAAUCCAUCUGCCACGCCGUACUUCGAAAGUGUGAAGAUGCACCAUGAGGCAAAUGACUCCAGUGCUAAAGACCUGAAAAUUGUAACCCCUUUGCGAUAUUCUCAACGCAUUCGGGAGAAGAUGUGCAAGCUGUUGGAUACUGUUAAAGAUCAAGAUCCAUGUGUCUCUUCAUUUGAACAGCUGGGAGAAUGGGAAUCACAAGCCACUGAAUUUAUCCACAAACAGAGCAUUGUGCUCAAAGAAACAAGUGCUGAAGUGGAAGAGUAA
Messenger RNA from Haliaeetus leucocephalus (bald eagle), 2109 nucleotides. It is a transcript of the gene CKAP2, whose product is annotated as cytoskeleton associated protein 2. The coding region runs from base 1 to 2109 and encodes 702 amino acids. NCBI's taxonomy places the organism in Eukaryota, Metazoa, Chordata, Aves, Accipitriformes, Accipitridae. The transcript is spliced from 9 exons. Gene Ontology annotation, biological process: negative regulation of microtubule depolymerization. Gene Ontology annotation, cellular component: microtubule cytoskeleton. The record is from RefSeq and is a predicted model, not a curated record.